GUUUGGAUUCUUUCACAUGUGCAGGAACCUGGCUCAGCCCACUACCAGGCAAACAGAAGCAGCAGCCUCUGACUGGGUUCUGGGCAAACACGCCAAGCCGGGUCUGGAUGAAGGAGGGAGCUGGGCUGUACUUUGCCCUCGUGAAUCAGCCCAUGGAGGCUGGGCAAUUGCAAAGGUAGCUGACAGGCUAUAGAUCUGAGAGCCAGGAAGAUAAAAUAACUACACAGCUGACUCAAAACACUAGAGAAAUUCAGAAGAUCUAGGAUGGAACCUUGGAUUCCCCAGAGGCUGCCUCAGCCAUUGGGGAGGCCCCCAGCACCAUCAAAGGAUCCAGACCGAGGGCUUCGGAGAGAUAGAUACUAUCAGCCUAUUCCUCACUCUUGGCACAAUGGAGAGAGGGUCCAUCAAAGGCAAGACAUGGGCAGGAGCCCCCAGCCACAGCAGGACCCCAGAGCAGACCACCAGGAGCCUCACUAUGCAGCCAGAUCUGGGGAAUGGCAUCCACCUGUGCCCGGGGUUGACUAUUAUGAAGGCGGUUAUCCCAGUCAGUUGUAUUCAAGGUGGAGCAUUGAGGAUCUCUAUCAGAGCUAUUACUCUCCAGCCCUAAGGGAAGAAUAUGCUUAUGGAAGUUAUUACUACCAUGGAUACCCGCAGCAGCUUCAGGAAGAAAGAGUGCCAAGGCAAGGGAGUCCUUAUAUCUGGCAGGAAGAUCAUCGAGAUCAAAAGUACCUCAGUGAGCAUCAACAUGAAAACCAGAAUAGUCCAUUUGGAACAAAUAGGGAGACCCAGUUCCAAUCUAAGAGUCGGAAUCCUUAUAAAGACAGUCCUGGACAGGAGAGGCCCGGGGACCUGUUCAUGGAGAGUCCGCUAACUGGGGCACAGAAAAACAAGCCAUCACUGAUGGAGGAGUCCAACCUUCUCUGGCAGCAUGAGUCUGGUCUCACCUCCAGCAGCUAUGAGCUCAGUCAGUACAUGGCAGAUGCUUCCGAGCUCUAUGACCCCAGGACUUCAGCAGCCUGGAGCCCAGUUCAGGCUGAGGACAUCUCAGCAGCUGGUCCCAAGGAACCCAUGAAGUUCUAUGUCCCUCACAUGCCUGUGAGUUUUGGGCCAGGAGGUCAGCUGGUGUGUGUGAGUCCCAGCUCUCCCAGUGAUGGACAGACAGCCCUUGUUGAACUGCACAGCAUGGAGGUUAUUCUUAAUGAUUCUGAGGAACAAGAAGAGAUGAGGACUUUCUCAGGACCGCUGAUCAGGGAAGAUGUGCACAAGGUGGACAUCAUGACGUUUUGCCAGCAGAAGGCAGCACAGAGCCGCAAAUCUGAGACACCGGGGAGCAGAGACUCGGCUCUACUCUGGCAGCUGUUGGUUCUCCUUUGUCGGCAGAACGGGUCCAUGGUGGGGUCUGACAUCGCCGAGCUGCUGAUGCAGGACUGCAAGAAGCUGGAGAAGUACAAGCGGCAGCCGCCUGUCGCCAACCUCAUCAACCUGACGGACGGGGACUGGCCAGUGCUGAGCUCGGGGACCCGGGACCUGCUCACCGGGGAGAUUCCUCCCAGCGUGGAGACUCCUGCGCAGAUCGUGGAGAAAUUCACCAAGCUGCUCUACCACGGAAGGAAGAAGGAAGCCUUGGAGUGGGCCAUGAAGAACCAUUUGUGGGGCCAUGCUUUAUUCCUCUCCAGCAAGAUGGACCCAAGGACCCACAGCUGGGUCAUGAGUGGCUUCACCAGCACGCUGGCGCUCAACGAUCCACUGCAGACUCUCUUCCAGCUCAUGUCGGGGAGGACCCCACAGGCAGCCACGUGUUGUGGGGACAAGCAGUGGGGAGACUGGAGGCCACACUUGGCAGUGAUUCUGUCGAAUCAGGGUGGGGACCCGGAGCUGUACCAGCGCACGAUUGUCACCAUGGGGGACACCCUGGCUGGGAAGGGGCUGGUGGAGGCUGCUCACUUCUGCUACCUCAUGGCUCACGUGCCCUUCGGCUACUACACCGUGAAGACAGACUACUUGGCCUUGCUGGGCAGUAGCCACAGUCAAGAGUUUUUGAAAUUUGCAACAACUGAGGCUAUCCAGAGGACGGAAAUCUUCGAGUACUGUCAGAUGCUGGGCCAUCCCCAAUCCUUCAUCCCUUCUUUCCAGGUGUAUAAGCUCCUUUAUGCUUCCCGUCUGGCAGAUUAUGGCCUCACGUCCCAGGCCUUGCAUUACUGCGAAGCCAUUGGCACAGCCCUCCUGAGCCAUGGAGAGAGCAGCCACCCUGUGCUAUUAGUGGAACUCAUCAAGCUGGCAGAGAGACUGAAGCUGUCAGAUCCUCUGGUUUUAGAUCGCCACCGCCACCGAGGAGACAGGGACCUGGAGCCGGACUGGCUGGUGCACCUUCGGGGGCGCCACAGGGAGCUGCAGCGAAAGGAAGCAGGAGGCGUUGGGGGUCCUCAGUCUGCUCAAGUGGUUAUUUCAGAAGCCGGAAAAACUCCAGAAAACACUUUCUAUCAGGAUCUUUCUGGACCUCAAGGCAACUCAGAAGCCUAUGGUGACCACUCUGCUCUGUGGCCAACUCCGGAGCAGUCGGGCCCGGCCCAGCUCAGCCCACAGCAGCCCGGCUCCUACCCAACAGGUGGCGGUUCUGGGCAGAUGGGGGUCCCAGUGCCUCUCUCCUCAGUUCCUGAGACCCAUCUGCUGGGGCCCAUUGGCAGCAUGGCAGUGACAGGGGCUCCCGGAGGAACAGCCUGGGAGGAAGCCCAGCAGAUACACCUGGCCCCUGGAGAGAACACAGUGUCUCCAGAAACCCUCCAGCAUCCUGGUGGGCAGAAGGCUGUUUCCAGACUCCAGGUGCCACUGAUUCCCAGAGCUCGAAGUAUUUCCGAGAGUCCCACCGUAUCCGUCAAGGAGGAUGGGGAGGAGUCCUCCGAGGAGGCAGAUAAAAAAUCUUCCCAAAAUACCAUCCAGAGAGAAAAGCUCGGAAACGUGAAGGAGAAUGCAAAGAGCUCAAGGUUUGGCUGGUUCAGCUGGUUCCGCUCGAAGCCCACCCACAAUGCAUCCCCCUCUGGAGACGAAGACUCGUCCGACAGCUCGGAUUCUGAGGAGAUGCCCAGGGCAGCGUCUCCACCUCAGCCCAGCCCAAGCCUCUCACUGACACCUCCCCCAGAUCCCCAGUCUCUGCUGGGUGCCAGUGCCUUCUCCAGGGACACAGGUGGAGAUGAAGGCCGAGGGCCUGGUGCUGGGACAGCUGAGGGCCUGGGGAGUGGAGGCUUGUCGGGACCUGAGGGUGUUUCCAGUGAGCUCUACUUCAACGCUGGUGUUCUGCCUCCCCCAACCCCUGUGAAAGGGAGUGUUCCUCUCUACAACCCAUCUCAGGUUCCCCAGCUCUCCACGGUUACCAGCCUGAACCGGGCAAAUCGCCUAGCUCAGCGCCGCUAUCCAACCCAGUCAUGAUGAGAAGGACCACCCAUCCCAGGCUGGUCUUCCUGAAGCACAACUGUUAUGUUGCUCUUGUUUCUUAAUUUCCCAGCCCCUCUGCCAUAUUUGGGCCCCGAAGAGGGUUGUGCUAGCCAGUUGCUUCCACUGGGUAUGGAGAAAGCAAAGGGACAGCGUCUCCCAGGACAUAGCUCAGUUCAAUCUCUUAAGAUUAGCUUCACAGUGAUGGUGGAAAUGACUUCUUCAGGUGGAAAAGCUGGGUAUAUCAUCAGUCUGGAGGGGAGUGGAAUGCCAUGAUGGCAGCAUUAAGGAUGCGGCUGUAGAUCCUUGGAAAAAUCAGGGCUUAAGAAUUCCUCUGCGGGAAUCGAAGAUAACAGCACUGGACUCCGCAGCAGCAGUUACUGGGGGAGAGGCACUCAGAGCAAUAUUCUAGAUUAACUUGACUCCUUCCACAGCCUUAGUUACAGACCAAUUCAUGGCUCUCGUUAGCGAAGGAUUUUUGAAUCUUGGAAACUCGAUCGUUGUUUCCUGUCAUCAUUCUCUCUUGGGUGACAUUUCGGCAGUUUCCUUCUUGGUUUUGGUUUGUGCACAUUUUUUUUUUAAUGUGGUUCAGAUUAAUUAUAUUUCUCUCACUUUCUUAGCUGGUCCUAUUUUUUCACAUUCUGGCAUCUGGCUAUCAAGUUAGAUUGCUGUAGGCAUCAUAUUGUCAUGGUAACUACUGAACCUAAUGAUGCAAAUGGAUGAAACAUCAGUGUAAUAAAGGACGGAAAAUGUUCCCUAAAAAUUCACCCCUUCCAUAAGACGAGAAUUGAGUGUCUGAGAUUGUUAAUACUUCCCUUCCUCCCUCAGGCCUUUGCAAAUUGAUGUUCAGAGGGUCAGAGGAGCCCGAGGGAGGAGGGGGCCAUCUCGGAAAUUUCCAUUUCUCCUUUCAAACCCCCAGUAGGAAUGACUCUUGCUGUCUGUCAGAUUUGUUGAAAAUUGCUCCUCACAAAGAACGUUUCUUUGUAUGUGUAAUUGUACAUACAGGUUUUGUACUUUAAUGUACUACAGUUAUGAUGUUGAUAGCGAUUAAAGCAAAUAAUUUUAUAGCAGAUGCUCGUCUCUGGCUGAUUUUUGCAGAGAGAGUACACACUGCGUACUGAGACUGUGUACUCAGUCUCUUCCCUGAGGUCUUUCUAAUAAUGGUUUCAUUGGGUGAUAAGGUGCAGACAGCUGGAAAAAGCCCUUAACUAAUGAAGAAUCUAGGGACUGAUCCUCUUAACUUGUCUACCGUUAUUUUUACAAUUAAAAAAAAAAGAAC
Capra hircus (goat) is the source of this 4705-nucleotide messenger RNA. It is a transcript of the gene SEC16B, whose product is annotated as SEC16 homolog B, endoplasmic reticulum export factor. The transcript has 26 exons. Gene Ontology annotation, biological process: Golgi organization; COPII vesicle coat assembly; autophagy. Gene Ontology annotation, cellular component: endoplasmic reticulum exit site; ER to Golgi transport vesicle membrane. The record is from RefSeq and is a predicted model, not a curated record. The coding region runs from base 265 to 3423 and encodes 1052 amino acids. Lineage: Eukaryota; Metazoa; Chordata; Mammalia; Artiodactyla; Bovidae.